Messenger RNA from Cyclopterus lumpus (lumpfish), 4126 nucleotides. RefSeq names its product integrator complex subunit 5 (gene ints5). The coding region runs from base 737 to 3787 and encodes 1016 amino acids. Lineage: Eukaryota; Metazoa; Chordata; Actinopteri; Perciformes; Cyclopteridae. The transcript has 4 exons. Gene Ontology annotation, cellular component: integrator complex. Gene Ontology annotation, biological process: snRNA 3'-end processing. The record is from RefSeq and is a predicted model, not a curated record.
UAAUAAUAAAAACUAGUUUGUGUUUAAGAAAAGGUUUUCAUUGUAUGGCAGUCUGUUAACAGGUGUUUAUUAUUUUGUCCACUCUAUUGAUAUCAUUGAGGGUGUAGGCUAAAUAGCAGAAACACCUGACCUGUAUAAUGUAAUGAAAUUCAACAGCACCUCGAGCUACAUCCACCAAAAUGAUCAUAUAUUUUUUAAGUUUAAGUUUGGGUAUUUUCUUUACAGUGUACAUACUGAGGACACCAAAUUAUAAAUCAUCAAAUUAGAACAUAUCUAUAUGUAUCUAAUUAUCUGUUUAUAUCUGUUUCUUGGUUAGGAACAUCUCUCAAGAAAUUUCGUGCACAUCCUUUAGACCAUUCCAUCUUUUUCUUGGCACCUACUGGACAAUAAACCUGUUCUACUUAAUUUAAACCUUCCGGGGACUAAUCAGGUUAUUGUUAUAUUACCUGUAUCUUAGUUUAUUAGUUGGCACAAUGGUAAAGUGAGGAGAUCGACCACGUAGACACUAACUAAAUAAAUAAAUGAAUCCACUCACUACCACUAGAUGUCGCUAGGGACGUUAGCUGUCAGUGUCGUUUUCCUUUUUCUAACGACGAAGAAGUCCCAACAUCCGGCUCAUAGCGCCCUUUCCAUAUAUUUCUGUCCCUGAAUUGGACAGAGAAAUCAACAAAAAAGCUGUCACCGUUGCUCCCGUCGAUGCCCCUCAAACGCGAGGAGGAUUUGAUGUAAAGGUUUAAUGUUAAAAGACCAAACUAUGUCUGUGGUGUUGGACGGGAGUCCGCUGAAAGCGAUGCAGAGCUCACACACUCACAGCCCGCAGACUGCCCUGAGCUCCCAGGAACUCUCCCAGGAGAUCAAGUCCUUCAUCAAUGGCAUUGACACUGUUCAGGGCCGGAAGCUCAGUGUCCGGGAACACGCCCGUUGUGCUGUGCGCCUGCUGCGCUCGGUCCCGGCCUGUCGAGGGGCGGUGCUGGAGCAUCUGAGGGGUGUGUAUGAUGAGCAUGUCUCUGCCUUCCUGUACAACCUGGAGACAGAGAGCGAUGCCAGCUCCGCGGUCAGCGCCAACCUGGAGGACAUCAUACAGGAGGUUCAUGGCGUACUGUCUGAGUUCAUCUGUCUCAACCCCCGAGCCUGGGCCCCUCUGGUGUCCACCUGGGCUGUGGACUUGUUGGGCCAGCUGAGCAGCAAGCACGCCGGCCGCAGGGUGGCCCCCCACUCAUCCAGUCUCAACGAGCUGCUCCAGCUCUGGAUGUCCUGUGCUGCCACCCGGUCCCUCAUGGAGGCCUACUCUCAGUGUUUGGCUGCCAUGCUGGCCUGGUGCCCUGAUGGGUGUGUGAAUGCGCUGUUGGACACCUCAGUUCAGCACUCCCCACAUUUUGAUUGGGUGGUGGCUCACAUCGGCUCCGCCUUCCCGGGUACUAUAAUCAGCCGAGUCUUGGCAUGUGGACUCAAGGACUUCUGCUCUCAUGGCGCUAAGGAUCAAGGGCUAAUGGUGAUGGUCGGGGAUAAAGGCAGUAGAGUGCCAAAGAUUGGCUCAGUGGUGGGAAUCCUUGGACACCUUGCAGUACACCACUCAGCCAGCAUCAGAAAGGAGCUGCUCAGGAUGUUUCAGGAAAGCCUGAGUCCGUCAAGUCCUCUAUCUCCUACUUCAUCCUCAACAUCUUGGGAGAGUUCUCCUCAACAUCGUCGUGCUGCAGUACCAUUUCUGCUGCAGCUGGCUGCAAUGUCCCCCAACCUUUUUGGUGCAGUGUCUGCGGAGCUUGUAGAGCUGCUACGCCCUCCUGUUCUGCUCCAGCUGCAGGCCUUGCUGCAAGGCCUUCCCAGAGAGGAACUGGAUAACAUGCUGGGGCUCGCGGUCCACCUUAUAAGCCAGAGCCCAUCAGGAGGAUCCCGGGUCCUCCGUUUUCUGGCAGACACAGCAACUCCGGCCUCGGUCAUCAUCUCUGGGCCUACACCCUCCCCUCAUGAAGGUGUCAGAGAAGGCUGUGAUCGCCUCCUCCAGAUGCUGCUACUGCAUCUCCACAAACUGGUCUUCAACCGCUCAGAUGGAGCCGAAGUCAACUCCCAUCACCCGGCUUCCUCUCAACCCCAGCGGGUUAUCCCCUUCUUGGAGGAGCUGCAGUCUCACGUAGGUGAGCUCUGUGCAGAGACACUGCGACUGGAAAGGAAGCGCCACCUCUGGCUGCACCAGUUGCUGUGUCUUCUGUCGGUAUAUGGAGGUCCCAGUGUUGCCACUGAGGCUCUCUGCCAGCUACUCACCCAGGCCCACAACCCAGAGGAGCUGGCUCUGGCCUGGCAGCUGCACACCACACUCUCCUCCUGCAUGGCAGGACUCAUUCCGGCCGCUGUUGCUCGCUGUGUAGCCCAGAUCCAUACACACACUCUGGGGCCCCGAAAGCUGAAGCAGCUGUUGCUUAACCUAGCUACAGUGAUCCAGAGUCAGGAUGAGGAGAGAAGAGGAGCAGCAGGUGUUCAGUCCUCCAUGGCCAUCCAGGUGGGCUCAGCGGUCUCAGGACACCUCCAUGAUUUUGGCCCACUCCUUCUCCAUGGUGACUCUUCUGUAUCUCAUGCCACGGUGCGUCUCCUGUCCUGUAGCCCACUCCCACGCACAUCCUCCCCAGCACACCUGCUCCUGCUCUCACGUGCUGCCGUCACUCAUUUCUUUAUGGCGCUGCGGAGAAGAGUAGAAGGAGGGAAGGUGGGGAGAGAUGGGGGACAGGCAGCCGAGGCGGUGAACUGUUCAGUCCUGCUCCUGUCUCGUUUGGCAGCGUAUUCUCCGCUCACUCUCAAAGCGGUACUUCAGCAGUUGGUUGAGGGAUCCCUCCAUAAAGGCAACGCUGGAUUGUUUGGAGGGCAGAUCGCAGACAUGUCUGGUGCCCCUUUGCCCUCCCCAUCUGUGUCUCCUGACAUCGGAGCCUCGUUACUCGAUAUCAACUGUCGAUUCGGUAACAUCGUCAACUUCUCUGGCAGCGUGUGGUCUGUGUUUCAUGCCGGGGUGAUUGGCAAGGGGCUGAAGGUCCGCACUGAUACACAGCUGCUGGACCCAUCGGGCGUCAUGCAGAACGUCCAGACUCUGCUGACUGUCGUAGUCCAGUGUUGCAGCUCUUCUGGUCUCAACGGCUCUAUCAGCAGCUCACGGCUCUCACCACCAUCUGAGCCAGACGAGCCGCUGCCUAUCAACGCCGAGGCAGCCAAGGUUGUUGCAGUUACCUUGGUGGAAAACGUCUGUCCAGAUGUGGCCAAUGGUGAGCUGUCCUGGCCCCCGGAAGAGCAUGCCCGCACCACGGUGGAGCGAGACAUCCACAUUCGACGUUGCUUUGAGGCCCACCCGGUGCUCUUCCCUCUGCUUCAGGUGGUGGCAGCUGGACGCCCGGCUCUCUGCUAUUGCUCAGCUGUGCUCAGAGGCCUCCUGGCCACUCUGCUGGCCCAUUGGGAGGCAUCCCGUGAGAUGUUGUCCACAGACUACCCGUGGCACCUCCAGGCCUCCUGCCUCCUGGUGUCUUGCAUGGGAGAGGGCCAGCUCCUGCCUCCCAUCCUGGCCAACGUCCACGAAGCCUUCCCCCACCUCACCCCCUUCGAGGUGAGGCUACUGCUCCUGGCUGUGUGGGAGUAUGUGAGAGGCAAUGGGCCCAUGCCUCAGAAGUUUGUCUUCAGCUCAGAGAAGGGGCUGUUCUGCAGGGAUUUCUCUCGGGACGGUGACGUGGCAAGAUACGUGGCACCAAUUCACAGUGUCCUGCAUAAAAACAUUGAUAGAUUGGGACAUCUGUGCUGGCGGUUCCAGCUCUAAAGGGUUGUGUGUAGAGCAGGUAACAAGAAAUAAAAAGUUGGUGUGUGUGUGUGUUUGUGUUAUUUUCUCUAACUAGUUGUUUCUGUGACAAAGACAAGGGGACAAGACAAAUGGCACACAUGUAUAUUAUGUUAAUACAGAAUUUGCUCCACACAAAACACAACCUUAAUGUGUGAUUUUGGUUGGAAAACACAAUUUAACUCAGCUAAUUCACUUUUACAUUGUUUAGUUUUAUUUUCAGAUUGCAUAUGUUCUAAAAUUGUGGUUACAAACAUGCCUUCUAUCUGUUAUAUGCCCCAAAACUGUUGUUUAAACCACUUUCAAUAAAUAAUUUGGUCC